Molecule: messenger RNA, 3635 nt
Organism: Salarias fasciatus (jewelled blenny)
Lineage: Eukaryota; Metazoa; Chordata; Actinopteri; Blenniiformes; Blenniidae
Gene: grm1b
Product: glutamate receptor, metabotropic 1b
Exons: 8
Coding region: 50-3580 (1176 amino acids)
Biological process (GO): G protein-coupled receptor signaling pathway
Cellular component (GO): membrane
Molecular function (GO): G protein-coupled receptor activity
Source: RefSeq, a predicted model, not a curated record
UCCGCUGUGACCAAGUGGACAUGUUUCUUCCCUCAGCACCUGCAGCACAAUGUUCAAUAUGAUUCACCUGACAGUGAUAAGCAUUUUGUAUUUGCCCGUUUUGGUGUUUGAGGCGUUUGUUUUGUCCAAAGGGAAGUAUGAGAGGUCGGCGAUGCCCACCUCUGCCUCCCGCCUCGUGGCGAGGAUGGACGGGGACAUUAUAAUCGGCGCCCUGUUCUCUGUCCACCAUCAGCCGUCAGCUGAGAAGGUGGCAGAGAGGAAAUGCGGGGAGGUCCGCGAGCAGUACGGCAUCCAGAGAGUGGAGGCCAUGUUCCACACCUUGGAUCGGAUUAACUCGGAUCCAAACCUGCUACCCAACAUCUCCCUGGGCUGUGAGAUCAGGGACUCCUGCUGGCAUUCGUCCGUGGCUCUGGAGCAGAGCAUCGAGUUCAUCCGCGACUCACUCAUCUCCAUCCGGGACGACAGCGAAGGCUCUCGGUGGUGCAUCGAGGGGUCCCCCUCCAGUCAGCCACCGCCCACCAAGAAGCCCAUCGCGGGGGUCAUCGGGCCCGGCUCCAGCUCGGUUGCGAUUCAAGUCCAGAACCUUCUGCAGCUGUUCAACAUCCCACAGAUUGCCUACUCUGCCACCAGCAUUGACCUCAGUGACAAGACUCUGUUCAAGUACUUCCUCAGGGUUGUGCCGUCAGACACUCUUCAGGCCCGAGCCCUGCUGGACAUAGUCAAGCGGUACAACUGGACCUAUGUUUCUGCAGUUCACACGGAAGGUAACUACGGGGAGAGCGGGAUGGAGGUGUUUAAGGAGCUCGCCUCGCAGGACGGCCUCUGCAUCGCCCAUUCAGACAAGAUCUACAGCAACGCCGGGGAGAAGCACUUCGACAGGCUGCUGAGGAAGCUGCGCGAGCGUCUGCCCAAAGCCAGAGUGGUUGUCUGCUUCUGUGAAGGCAUGACAGUCCGAGGGCUGCUCAUGGCCAUGAGACGGCUCGGAGUAGCCGGAGAGUUCGUCCUAAUUGGCAGCGACGGCUGGGCUGACCGUGUGGAGGUGGUGGAGGGAUAUGAACAGGAGGCUCUGGGCGGCAUCACCGUCAAGCUGCAGUCCGAGGAGGUCUCCUCCUUCGACGACUAUUUCCUGAAGCUGCGGCUCGGCACCAACACCCGGAACCCGUGGUUCCCCGAGUUCUGGCAGCACCGGUUUCAGUGCCGCCUUCCUGGACACCCGCAGGAGAACGUGAACUAUGCACGGAACUGCUCAGGUUAUGAAAGUCUGGAGGACAACUACGUCCAAGACAGCAAGAUGGGCUUCGUCAUCAACGCCAUCUACGCCAUGGCCCACGGGCUGCACGACAUGCACUCCCACCUCUGCCCGGGCCACGUGGGGCUCUGCGACGCCAUGAAGCCCAUCGACGGCAGCCACCUGCUGGAGUUUCUUCUCCACACGUCCUUCACCGGCGUCUCCGGGGAGGACAUCUGGUUCGACGAGAACGGCGAUUCACCUGGAAGGUACGAGAUUAAGAACUUCCACCGUGUGGAGUCCAGCGGUGUUUACGACUACAUCAACAUCGGCUCGUGGCACGAGGGCGUUCUGACGCUGGACGACGAGAUGAUCCAGAUGAACCGCAGCGACAUGGUCCGCUCUGUCUGCAGCGAGCCCUGCUCCAAAGGAGAGAUCAAGGUGAUAAGGAAAGGAGAGGUGAGCUGCUGCUGGAUCUGCACCGCCUGCAAAGACAACGAGUUUGUCCAGGAUGAGUUCACAUGUAAAGCCUGUGAGCUGGGCUGGUGGCCGGAUGAAGAGCUAGAAGGCUGCGAGCCAAUCCCUCUGCGCUACCUGGAGUGGAGCAAUCCCGAGUCCAUCAUCCAGGUGGUCUUCUCCUGCAUGGGCAUACUGGUGACGUCCUUCGUUGCCUUGGUCUUUGUCCUAUACCGAGACACGCCGGUGGUCAAGUCCUCCAGCCGGGAGCUCUGCUACAUCAUCCUGGCUGGGAUCUUCCUGGGCUACCUGUGUCCCUUCACGCUCAUUGCCAGGCCCACCGUGGCCUCCUGCUACCUCCAGAGGCUCCUGGUCGGACUCUCGGCCGCCAUGUGCUACUCGGCCCUGGUGACCAAAACGAACCGCAUCGCCCGCAUCCUGGCAGGGAGCAAGAAGAAAAUCUGCACCAGGAAGCCCAGGUUCAUGAGCGCUUGGGCUCAGGUGGUCAUCGCCUCCAUCCUCAUCAGCGCCCAGCUCACGCUGGAAAUCACCCUCAUCAUCAUGGAGCCGCCCGAACCCAUCAAGUCCUACCCCAGCAUCAGGGAAGUCUACCUGAUCUGCAACACCAGUAACCUCGGCGUUGUGGCGCCGCUGGGCUACAACGGUCUGCUCAUCAUGAGCUGCACCUAUUACGCCUUCAAGACCCGCAACGUCCCCGCCAACUUCAACGAAGCCAAGUACAUCGCCUUCACCAUGUACACCACCUGCAUCAUCUGGCUGGCGUUCGUGCCGAUCUACUUCGGCAGCAACUACAAGAUCAUCACCACGUCCUUCUCCGUGAGCCUCAGCGUGACCGUCGCUCUGGGCUGCAUGUUCACGCCCAAGAUGUACAUAAUCAUCGCCAAGCCGGAGCGGAACGUCCGCAGCGCGUUCACCACCUCCGACGCUGUGCGCAUGCACGUCGGCGACGGCAAGAUCGCCUGCCGAAGCAACAGCCUGCUCAGCAUGUUCAAGAGGAAGAAAAACACUGGGAACGGCAGUUCUAAUGGAAAGUCUGUGUCAUGGUCUGAACCAGGUGCAAGACAUCCUCCCAAAGGGGAUCAUGUGUGGCACAGACUGUCAGUGCAUGUGAAGAGACAGGAAGCAGGUUCCAAUCAGAUGGCUGUCAUCAAACCCUUAACUAGUACCUACCAAAACACGGGCCUGGAGUUCUCCGACCUCAGCACUAAGACUCUGUACAACGUGGCUGAGGAGGAUGAGAGUGAACCUGUCAGAUAUAACUCUCCGGCCACUCCCCCCAUGAUGCCGCACGGGCAAAUGCCUCCCUGUGGCCUGACGAAAGAUGUGCCGCUGUAUUCCCCCGAGUCGCUUCUGCACAAUAGUAUCAUCCCCCAACGUGCCGUCAUGGCCGUCCGACAGGAGGAGGCGGCGCUGAGCACGUUCGGCGGUCACAUCCCCCAGCUCCGAGAUUUGAUUAGCAUGCCCGAGGCUGUGAGCGGCGGCAUGCCGGUGUACCACCAGGCUCACCGGAUCCAGCAGGACCCCGUCCUGCCCGCGCACCUCCAUCCGUUCGACGUGGAGCCGGCCUCCCCUCUGCAGGAGGAAAUGGAGAACGAGCGGUUCGGCCUUCUCCAUGGCUACAUGUGCAACAACGUCCAGAUCCACGAGGAAGAGGAGGAGGAGGAGGAGGAGGAAGAGGACUUUGUUGCGGCCAAAGUAGAAAUGGAGGAAUCUCUGGCUCUGAUGCCUCCCUCCCCUUUCCGUGAUUGCGCCGGACCUCCAGUGAGCCCCUUUCCCAACUCGCCGGUGUCCGAGUCCAUUCUGUGCACGCCACCGAACGUGACCUACGCCUCUGUGAUCUUCAGAGACUACAAGCAGAGCUCCUCAACGUUGUGAGGGCACGCUCCCAGUCUAUGUUUUCAGCUCGACUAUGUUUCCACGUGUGAAAUGA